CCCAACCUUCCUGCCGGGCCCCCGCUCUCCUCCCUCCCUCCACUGCGAGCAACGCGGGCUCCGGAGGGAGAGAAGGGGCAGGAGAUUUAAAAAAACAAAAAAACCAAAGAAACCCCGAAAACAACCCCUCCAAUCUCCAAACCUUCUUCCUCAUCUCCUUUCCCCCACCCUUUCCCCCGACCUAUUUCAGCAGGUAGGGGGCGUCCCACCCCCCCCGCCCCCCAGGCGGGGGAGCCGGGGAGGGGACAGCACCGGAUACACGGGGAACCCCGGCCCCGGGCCCAACGGGGCUGGGGGCAUCUAAGACGGCCCCGGGCCUGCCGGAAGCCGUGGAGCAGAGGCCGGCAGGGACAGCAAUGGUCAUUGCUGACGGUGGCUGAGCCCCCAGCCCCUGGAAUAUGCAGCCCGGGAGGUCCUCCGGAGGCAGCGGCGAGGACGCGGAGGCGGAGCGGGGCCGAAGGCAUGGUCUCCACCUAUCGGGUGGCUGUGCUGGGGGCGCGAGGCGUGGGCAAAAGCGCCAUCGUACGCCAAUUCCUUUACAACGAAUUCAGCGAGGUCUGCGUGCCCACCACUGCCCGCCGCCUUUACCUGCCCGCAGUCGUCAUGAACGGUCACGUGCACGACCUCCAGAUCCUAGACUUCCCGCCCAUCAGCGCCUUCCCUGUCAACACGCUGCAGGAGUGGGCAGAUGCCUGCUGCAGGGGGCUCCGGAGUGUCCAUGCCUACAUCUUGGUCUACGACAUCUGCUGCUUUGACAGUUUCGAAUACGUAAAGACCAUCCGCCAGCAGAUCCUGGAGACGAGGGUGAUCGGCACCUCGGAGACGCCCAUCAUCAUCGUGGGAAACAAGCGCGACUUGCAGCGGGGCCGCGUCAUCCCGCGCUGGAACGUGUCGCACCUGGUCCGGAAGACGUGGAAGUGUGGCUACGUGGAGUGUUCGGCCAAGUACAACUGGCACAUCCUCCUGCUGUUCAGCGAGCUGCUCAAGAGUGUGGGCUGCGCCCGCUGCAAACACGUGCACGCAGCCCUGCGCUUCCAGGGGGCCCUGCGCCGCAACCGUUGCACCAUCAUGUGACCUCCCUCCCCCUCCGCCCUCGGGGCUGGGGGCCACGCCAAGGUUGCUGCCCCUGGCUGGGGGGGAGGCAGGGGCAGAGAUGCGAAACAGAGCCAGCCGAGGGUGGCAGGGUGGGGCAUUUGGCUAUAGUGGCCAAUACAGGAUUGAGGGUCAGGGCCCCUGUUGGGAGUGGGGGGAGGGUCCUCAGAGGUAGCUGGAAGGGGUGCUGAUGGGGAUGAGGAGGGGAUUAGAACCUGCAGCCCAGCACAGGCCUGAUGCGCAUCCUAACACUCAAACACACUUACACUCCCCCCACCCCCAACUACUCUGUCCUACCCUGGUGUGAGUCAAGGGGGUAAGGGAAGUGUUUCAUAACUGCCUCUAUGGGAUCCCCAGUCCUUAGUCCCUCCCCACCCUAACAUUUGUCUUCCUAGGACAGCCAUACUCCACAAUGUAGCCUAUAAACACUCCCCCUCCCCGAUUCCGCUGCCCUCUGGGUUUGGGGGUUCAGGGUUGGAGGGAACCCCUGCCUCUUGGUGAAUCCAUGCCACCUUGGCCUAAGGCUGUCACAUCUUGAGAAUCCAUCCCUGUCCAAAGUCUUCCCAUUCCAUUUCUGUCUGUCUGUCCCUCUUUCCUUCUAUGUAGAUGUCUACCUUCUGUCCAUCCCCAAUCCCCUGAACUCUCCUUUUCCAUAGGGCUCUCCUUCUUCCAUCUCCCUGCCUCAGGUCUGUGUGUGUCUGUGUGGUCAUCCCAAAGGCCUGUUCAGCACAGCACCAGAGGGGGUAAAAGGGCAGAGAAACACCGAUGGCCUCACUGGGACUAGGGUCAUGGGGCUGCAGUCCCAGGUCAGCAAGAGGGGAAGGGGGCAGAACCUCCAAAAGUGAAGCUGCCCCCUCCCUUCUCUCUCCAGGUAGACUUUUCCCACCCAGCAGCCUCCAGAGACACAACUCACCUACCUUCCAGCCUUAACUUGAUGGCCUGGUACCUUCAGGUACUCCCUUCCCUGACCCUCCAACCCCCAGAGCCAGAUCAACCUUUGGUUUGAAUAUUUUACUUUUAAUUAAUAGACAGUUUGGAACCAAAAAAAAGAAAAGGCAAAAACAAGAUCAGGUUUCCCACGGCAUCAAUUUCUUCAUCCUUUUGCCCUUUUAGAAUUGGGACAUCUGAGUCCCCUGCAGGGCAUGGAUGGUGGAUGGGACAACCUCCCCAGAGUGGCUGGGCUCACCCCCAGGAGGCCAAAUCAUGGGGUAGAGUGUGUCCUCCUCUCCUCCCCAACACGGAAAGGGCAAACAGGGCAGGCCUCCCUCAGACACCUGGGCACAGGCUCAAUUUGCCCAGCUUCUCCCUGCUGUCUUUGCCUCUCUGAUUACUUAGCUCCUCCUACAAAUCCCAGACAAGCAAAACUAGGAAUUGAGAUAAGCAUGGGGAUCCCUCCCCCCCUCCCUAGAUUUGUCCCCAACCUCCCCUUGGGAUGGAGGUCUGUUUGGGAGCUCCCCUCCUCCUUCUGGCUGGCCCUCUUUCCCCAUUGCGGCCUCAGCCCUCUCCCCAUUUUUGCCGGCUCCCUGGCCGGAUUUCUACCUCUUGUCACCGGAGCUCAUCACUGUCAGUUUUUUAGAAAUAACAAUAAUAACGAUGAAAAUGACGCUAAUAAUAAUGUAAGGGCUAGGAUGCUGGCUCUCAGAGCUGGGGGGGCACAGAUAGAGGGAGAGAGAAGUCAUUCUGUGUCCCCACAUAUAUGCUGUGUCACCUACCAAGGGGUAGACCAUGUAAUAAGCUAAACCCCACAGAUCUGUAUUCAGUGGUAAAACAGUGGGAUGGCAUUUCUCCAGGGGUGUCUAAGUCGACUCUGCCUGAGAACUCAGCUUGCAGGACAAGAUAGAUUGGGUCCAAGGUGAGGUUUGCAGAUAGGGUUGAGAUUGGGAAGGACCCUGGGGAUAUGGGUGAGUUUAUCAUUAGGAUCUAGGGUGUUGGGAGGGGCCUGUGGUAUUCUGUUUCCCCAGCUGGUCCCCCAGUCUCCCCUAGAGAGAUAACACAGAUUUGUAAUAGUCCCAAUGCUGGGCAAUCCAGGAUUCCUGGAUUCUAGUCCUUGACAUGCUGUGUGAUCUUAGACAAGUUGCUCUCCCUUUCUGAGCCUCCCUCUGAAACAGAGGAGAUGGCUCCCCUUCCCCACCCCUUCAGGUGGCUGGGAGGGUGAACGAGAAUGCCUCACCUCCUCCUUUCCUUAUAUCACUGCCCCUCAUUCAGGGGGACCAGAGAUGGGAAGGAAGAGUGAUAUCUUGGCUGCCCCUGUCACAUUCUAGCUCCAAUGUAUCUUCCCUGGAUGGGUGUGAAUCCUCUGAAAAGGUGGGCAGGGGGACCAAGGCCUUUGGUUCCUCCCCGCCCCACACACCCCCUUGGUGGAAGCUAUCCGAAUGUAUCACCUGACUGAUUCUCCCGCGCCUUCUUUUGCUUCUUUGGAUUUUUGGAUCCCCCCUCACCCUCCCUCCAGUCUCUGUUCCUCCUCUCCAGGGUUUCCGGCCAUAGGGUCUGGAAGUGUCUGUAAAGCUUGUUGCGCUGUUAUGGGAAGUCGGAUUAAAAAAAAAAUCAGGGAGUUA
Vombatus ursinus (common wombat) is the source of this 3647-nucleotide messenger RNA. RefSeq names its product ras-like protein family member 10B. The coding region runs from base 463 to 1074 and encodes 203 amino acids. The transcript has 4 exons. The record is from RefSeq and is a predicted model, not a curated record. Gene Ontology annotation, molecular function: GTPase activity; GTP binding. Lineage: Eukaryota; Metazoa; Chordata; Mammalia; Diprotodontia; Vombatidae.